This is a messenger RNA of Hippocampus comes (tiger tail seahorse), 1722 nucleotides long. It is a transcript of the gene rab3il1, whose product is annotated as RAB3A interacting protein (rabin3)-like 1. Gene Ontology annotation, cellular component: Golgi to plasma membrane transport vesicle. The record is from RefSeq and is a predicted model, not a curated record. Gene Ontology annotation, molecular function: guanyl-nucleotide exchange factor activity. The transcript has 11 exons. Gene Ontology annotation, biological process: exocytosis. NCBI's taxonomy places the organism in Eukaryota, Metazoa, Chordata, Actinopteri, Syngnathiformes, Syngnathidae. The coding region runs from base 87 to 1355 and encodes 422 amino acids.
UUUCCAAGACCCACCCCCACGAGCUCGGGAUUGCUCAUACGGCUUCCACAAGUGUAAACACAAGUGAACCAAAUUGACAAAGUGACAUGGAUGCUUUCGAGGGAAUUCACAGCGUUCGGAUUUCAUCCUCUCCGCCACCCAUGACCUCCUCCGGUCGGGCCUACGAAGUCCUGAAGUCGGGCAGGUCGGGAAUAGCGGUGUAUUCCUCUGCGGUGUUCUUUGGGACGCCAUCCGAGGCUGAGAAGAAGGGCUGCGUGGUAGGAAGGUUGGUAGACCUGGAUCCCGAGCCAGAGCCCGGAUUGGAGGUAAUAGGCCAGGCUGGGCCCACAAUGGAAAUAGACCAGGGCGUCCAUUCCCGCCUGCGCAGCUCCUCGUUGCAAAUACGAGAGAAAGAAAUUCGUGAAAAGGGCUCGGAGAUCCUCAGUGAACAGUUAGACGCUGCAAAAAAGGAACUAAAACUAAAAGACAAGGAAUGCGAGCGUCUGUCACAGGUCAGGAAUCAGCUGGAACAAGAACUGGAGGAGCUCACUGCCAGUCUCUUUGAGGAGGCUCACAGGAUGGUGCGGGAGGCCAACGUCAAACAAGCAGGAGCGGAGAAACAACUGAAGGAGGCUCAGGGGAAGAUUGACGUCCUUCAAGCAGAAGUGACGGCGCUCAAAUCCCUGGUGUUAACCUCGACGCCGUCCGCUCCGAACCGGCAGCUGCAUCCCCAGCUGAAGCUCCCAGUCGGCGGACACACUCGCAACAAGAGCCUGAGCAGUGGUUCACUGUCCCCUCCUGGGAAACCAGAAUCUCCGUCACUUCCUGUUCAGCCAGUCAUCAAAGAGGACAGAGAGAUGGACUCAGUUUUGUACGCAGAGUUCCUCAUGUGGAAGGAGCAUCCGAGUCUCGAUCGCUCAUCCGCCCUCAUGAAUCGCAUCUACAGAGAAGACAUCGCCCCCUGCCUCUCGUUUACACGAUCCGAGCUGGCCCAGCUGGUGCAGAGCGCCGUGGAAAACAACUCUUUGACUAUCGAGCCCGUGGCUAUGUCAGCGUUACCAAUGGUUAAAGCCUCAGCCAUGGAAUGUGGAGGACCGAAUUACUAUAGGGCAGCAGUGGAGACAAAAUGCGCGCUGAGCGGCGUGUCGCGACUGUGCAGACAUCGCAUUAAACUCGGCGACAAGGGGAACUACUACUACAUUUCCCCCUCCAGCCGAGCACGGAUCACAGCCGUGUGUAACUUUUUUACGUAUAUCCGCUACAUCCAGCAAGGUCUCGUCAGGCAUCGUGCGGAGCAGAUGUUCUGGGAGGUGAUGCGUCUCCGGAAGGAAAUGAGUGUGGCCAAGCUGGGUUUUUACCUCACAGAGGAGAGUUAGACGACCUGGUUGACCAGCGUGACACGUGAGGACCAGGACACGUCAGGCUUACAAAGCGGUAACUUAGAAGAGGUCAACCAAGAAAACAGUUGUGCUACCACAAUAAGACAAUGAAAGGCAAAGUAGAUUUUAAGAUACCGUAUUUUACGGCUCAUAAGGCGCAUUAUUUUUGUGACGCAUUGUGUGUUAGUUUAUUGUAAUUGUUCCGUAUGUUUAGUUGAUUGAUUUAGCGCUGUUACGCUAGGCUAAGAUCAGACAUGAGACAUUGGGUAGCGCCACGUGUCUCGCUCGCUUUUGUUUGUCAUGCAACUACACGGGGGUUGCUUCGAGCAGAGGUGUGAUCCUCCGACAGACCAAAAACAAAAAA